UGAAGAACUCAUAACUAAACCCAGUCAACGUUCACUUGCCACCCGCGUUUCACUUUUCAAAGGAUUACAGCUAGGAGGUGAAGAUGUGAUUCUGACUGCAGUUUCAUCUUCAGGGAUUUGGCUUUUCCUUCUGUUUGGGGGAGGCGGCUUGACACCUCCUUCACCCACAGCCCAGGGGACCCGGGGGGCCUCCCCCCACCUUUGACUGUGCCUCCAUUCUUGCUCCAGGCAGCACUUCAGGCUCUGACCUGUCGGUGGAACCUGCUCUGUGGAUGAAGGGUACACCUGGGACCAGGGAGGAUGGUGGAGCUUCCUGGAUACAGCCUGUCUGGUGUGUUUGCCUCCUUCUUCUUUAUACUUCUCAGCAUGAAGCAAUCAGAUGACUUCAGAGUGACGGGUUCUGCCCAUCCUAUCCUGGCCAUGGUCGGGGAAGAUGCCCUCCUCACUUGUCAACUCCUUCCCAAGAGGACCGCAAUGCACAUGGAGGUGAGGUGGUACCGCUCGGAGCCCAGCACUCCUGUGUUUUUGUAUCGGGAUGGAGAUGAGGUAACGGAGAUACAGAUGGAGGAGUACAGAGGCCGGGUAGAGUGGAUAGAAGACAGCAUCACUGAGGGAAGCGUGGCUCUGAAGAUUCACAGCCUCCAGCCAUCCGAUCAUGGGCAGUACUGGUGCCGUGUCAAAGACGACAACUACCUUGCAGAAACAAGCCUGCUACUCCAAGUAGCCAAUCUGGGGUCUGACCCUUACAUCCACAUGGACGGAUCUGUGGAAAGUGGACUCCAGCUUGUGUGCACUGCAAAGGGCUGGUUCCCGGAACCUCAGGUUUCCUGGCAAGACAUCAAGGGAGAAAAGUUGCUGACUUUCUCUAAUUAUAACUUCCAAGAUGAAGAUGGCUUGUUUUAUGUAGAAAGCACUCUUGUGGUCAGGGAUGCCUCUACAGAGGCUGUGUCCUGCUUCAUCCACAACCCCUCACUCGCCGAGGAGAAGGGCUCAGAUGUCUCCAUCCCAGAAAAACUCCAAACAGAGCUGGCUUCCUUAAAAGUGAUUGGACCUUCCCAGCCCAUCCUUGUUAGAGUGGGAGAAGACAUACAGUUAACCUGCUCCCUGGCCCCAAAGACUGAUGCACAGAGCAUGGAGGUGCGGUGGGUCCGAUCCCACCGUCAUCCUGCUGUUUACGUCUAUACGGAUGGGGCCCAUGUGGCUGGAGAGCAGAUGGCAGAGUAUCGGGGGAGGACUGUGCUGCUGAGUGAUGCUAUCAGUGAGGGGAGGCUGACCUUGCAGAUAAACGAUGCCAGGACUUCAGAUGAUGGGAAGUAUCGGUGCCUUUUUGAAAAAGACGGGGUCUACCAGGAGGCCGAUUUGGAUCUGAAGAUCAUAGGUCUGGGUUCUUCCCCUCAAAUCUCCAUGGAGGGACCGAAGGAUGGAGAAGUAAAGCUAAAGUGCACUUCGGAAGGCUGGUUCCCACAGCCCCAAAUGCAAUGGAGGGACAUGGAAGGAAACACAAUACCAUCAUCUUCCCAGGACCUGACUCAAGGCAGCCAGGGGCUAUUUCAAGUGGAGGCAUUUCUACUGGUCACAAACAGCUCUGUUGUGAAUGUGACCUGCUCCAUCAGCAGCCCCUUUAUUGGCGAGGAGAAAAAGACAACUUUUUCUACUUCAGAGUCCAGGAUGAUUUAUUCAUGGAACAUACUGCUGAUUUGGGGAUUGCUUCUUCUUCUUCUUGUUGGAGUUGUAGGCUUGAUCUGGAGGAAAAACUGCAGAAAAGGUUCUUCUGAAUCUUUCCUGCACCCAAAGGAGUCUCAGCAGCACCUCCAAGGAGAACACAAAGAUUUGGAAAAAGUCUUAAAGUCUUCUGAAGUGAGACUGAGGGACACCUCCGAAUGACAGACUGCACUUUCUAAGAAGGCAGACAUCACGAUUUUCACUGUCCUUUGAAGAUUAUUCAUCUGUGACAUUCUGGAAUUUUCUCUUUUGGAUCAUGUUUUUUUUUUUUCCAUACUUAAACUCAAAUUUAUAUUUGAAGUUAUGUACUGUAAUAUUCUAGUAUGUAAUAUUAUUCUUUCACAAGUGUAUUCACGCUUAUUUUAUUUAGCUUUAAAAUUUUUCCAAUUGUGGUAAAAUACACACAAAAUUCAUCAUUUUAGUCAUUUUAGAGUGUCUAAUUCUUGUUGUUGUUUUAACUAAAAGGGAACCAAAAUCCAUAAACAGUUUUCAGGGCUUUAUUCAGACUCUGAUUUUACAGUUUCUUGAAGAGAGAAAUCUCAAUGGCAGAAUGCAAAAUGGGAAAGAUGCUAUUAGUAAGAUGAGAAAGAUAUGUAAUUGCUGAAAUGAUGUCUCAAAUCUGAAUUCAAUUAAGAUUAGGAAGGAAUGUAAUCAAAGUGUAUUUAAUUUUCCUAUCCAUUAAAGUUUUAAGGAAAAGAAUAAAGUGUCCAAGACAUCAGUAUUUUUUCCAUUCACAAUACGUGCAACCAUCAUUAGUAUUCAGUUCCAGAAUAUUUUCAUCUGAAAGGAAACUCCAUCACCGUUAAGUAGUCAUACCCAUUUGCCCCUCCCUCCAGCCUCUAGUCCACCUUGUUUCUGUAAAUUUGCCUAGACUGGGUAUUUCACAUAAAUGGAGUCAUAAAAUACUGUGCAUAGACUUUUGGUGUGUCUGUAAUUUUUUUUUUUUUUUUUUUUUUACUUAGUAUGGUGUUUUUAAAGUUCAUCCAUGUUGUCAAAUAUUCCAGUACUUCAUUUCACCUUUUUUUCAUUAAAAGAUUUUAUUUUUUAAGAGUUUUUUUCCAGGUUUACAGCAAAAUUGAGUGGAAAAUCCAGAGUAUUCCCAUAUCCCUCCCCUCUCAUCCUUUAGUUUCCUCUAUUAUCAACAAUUUGCAUUGGUGUGGUGCAUAUGUUACAACAUAUGAACCAAAAUUGAUACAGUACUUUCAACUUAAGUCUAGGGUUUGCUUAUGUGUCAUACACACACACACACACACACACACGCACACACACACUCACACACACACACAUAGGCUUUCCUGGUAGCUCAGAGGUAAAAGAAUCUGCCUACAAUGUAGGAGCCGCAGAGGAUGAGGGUUCA
This is a messenger RNA of Bubalus bubalis (water buffalo), 3079 nucleotides long. It is a transcript of the gene BTNL2, whose product is annotated as butyrophilin like 2. The record is from RefSeq and is a predicted model, not a curated record. NCBI's taxonomy places the organism in Eukaryota, Metazoa, Chordata, Mammalia, Artiodactyla, Bovidae. The coding region runs from base 301 to 1884 and encodes 527 amino acids. Gene Ontology annotation, cellular component: external side of plasma membrane. Gene Ontology annotation, molecular function: signaling receptor binding. The transcript has 10 exons. Gene Ontology annotation, biological process: T cell receptor signaling pathway; regulation of cytokine production.